This is a messenger RNA of Zea mays, 971 nucleotides long. RefSeq lists its product as uncharacterized. NCBI's taxonomy places the organism in Eukaryota, Viridiplantae, Streptophyta, Magnoliopsida, Poales, Poaceae. The transcript has 4 exons. Bases 345 to 758 code for a protein of 137 amino acids. The record is from RefSeq and is marked validated.
CCGGAAUGGCCGACCUGUACACCUCCUCGUCUCCUUCCGGGAGCGCAAGUACGCUACCUGCGCCGUAUAAGCUGAGAGUAUGCUCCAUUAGGAUCCUUUACUAAGUCAUCAUGAUGUCCUGCAUUUAUAAGAAUAAAUAUAAAAUCAUUGAAGAAGAUGCAAGGUUCAUGUGCUUACCUUUUCACCAAUAGCACCCUGGAUUAGGGUCAUGUCGGCAGAUAUGCUGGAGACUACUUGUCCAGUAGUCAUUUCUACAUCAAAGAAUGGCAUAUCCUGUCUGAGGACCGACUUGAGAUACAAUGAUCGAAUACGAGUAGCCUGCCUCUCCCCAGUCAUUGUCCAACAUGAUAUCUCUGGACUUGCAGACUAUAUAUAGCUUGCAUAGGGGGCAGUACCUUGCUGACUCGGGGAACAAUGGUGUCCGGGGUGGCGCCCCCAAAGGCAUCGACCAUCUGCCCGAAGAUGAUCGUCAUGACCACCAUCGACAUGCCGUUGCCCAGCGCCCCAACCAUGCCGGCCAGCAUCAGCAGAACGUCCGUUCUGUCGGCACACUUAAACAUGCUGUGGAACGGAACCUUAGCCAUUGUCACCAUCUUCUCGCCACUCUCCUCCACUUUCCCACCCUUCACUGCAUCGCCAGCGGAAGCUUUUACGACGCUUUCUUCUGCCAUGUCGUGCUUGGCUGCCUAGCACCGGCUGGGUUCUCCCUGCUGCAUAUGGCUCCGGCUGCUCUGCUCUAUGGAGAGUUCCUUUUGUAGUGCCGUUCUACAAGCAACUUGCUUUGCAGGAGCUGUUUGCCUGUUUUCUCGCUUUUUCUUUAUGUUAGCUGGAUUUGCAAGAACGAUAAUGGCACAGACAAGCGUCCAAACUGACUGACAGAGGUGCUGGGUUCACUGUGGAGUAUCCCGUUGUACCGUAGUUGCUUGCAAGCAUUUUUUUUAAAAUUAAUAAUGUCGUGAUCUGUUAUCCUU